AUGAGUAACAAGAAUCUUGCCACCUCUUCGUCGGAGGAGGUGACCGGCCAAGUCUCUUUGCCCCUUGCGCGCAUAAAACGAAUUAUACACGUGGACGAUGAUAUCCACAACUGCUCAAACAAUGCUGCUUUUACCAUCACUAUUGCAACGCAAAUGUUUAUUCAGUAUUUGGCGGAGCAGGCGCACAAUGUUGUAAAGUCAGAAAGGAAGCCUCGACGGAAUAUACAGUACAAAGACAUUGCAAACGCUGUCGCCCGCAUCGAUAACCUCGAAUUUCUUUCAGAUGUCGUGCCGAAAACGAUUCCUUACAAGCAAUUAAAGGAGAAGAAAUUCGAUCCUAGCAAUGGAAACAUAUCUGAGUCCAGUCAGGCGGCCCUGGAUCGAAGCCAAGUUGGCCGCUUGGGACUGGACGGAGCUGGAUAUGAGGAGUCCGUCGAUAGUGAUGCAACGAUUCCUCAGAGAGACAACAUGAAAAUGGAGAUUCGCGGUUCUCGAGAAAGUGGCAUCCUGGCGAGUAACCCUGAUGAGGACGCUAUGGUGGAAUAAAUAUGAUUGCACAAAAAUGUACAAACUGGUUCAGGUUUAAGGCGCUGGUGGUGUAUUCGCAGGUCCAACGGCAAUGGCGCAGUCGGUUCAAAAGUAUGAAAUUAGCGUUUUUCGGAUAAUUUGAUACCUUGCAUUUUAGCUGUGUAUAUUCAUUUAAUAAAUACCGUG
Messenger RNA from Xylona heveae TC161, 714 nucleotides. Its product is annotated as histone-fold-containing protein. NCBI's taxonomy places the organism in Eukaryota, Fungi, Ascomycota, Xylonomycetes, Xylonales, Xylonaceae. The coding region runs from base 1 to 546 and encodes 181 amino acids. The transcript has 4 exons. The record is from RefSeq and is a predicted model, not a curated record. Gene Ontology annotation, cellular component: nucleus; CHRAC. Gene Ontology annotation, molecular function: protein heterodimerization activity.